This is a messenger RNA of Durio zibethinus, 1254 nucleotides long. RefSeq lists its product as uncharacterized. The record is from RefSeq and is a predicted model, not a curated record. Lineage: Eukaryota; Viridiplantae; Streptophyta; Magnoliopsida; Malvales; Malvaceae. Gene Ontology annotation, biological process: negative regulation of DNA recombination; chromosome condensation; nucleosome assembly. Gene Ontology annotation, molecular function: structural constituent of chromatin; nucleosomal DNA binding; double-stranded DNA binding. Gene Ontology annotation, cellular component: nucleus; nucleosome.
AAUCCCUUCAUUUCCAUCACCGCACUCACGCAACGAAAUUAUCGGUACACAUCCAUAUCUUCCAUCUCCCAAUUUCUGCUGAAACCCUAAACCUAGCACAAACACCAGAUCCCUGCAAUUGUCAUUCAUCUAUCAAAUGGUCACGGAGGAACCAACCGUAGCGGUUGACUCAGCACCCGAACAGGCGGAAGCCAAGUCCGCUGAGACCAAAGCUGGUUCGAAAUACGGCAAAGCAAAGAAAGCCAAAGAACCCAAAGCCAAGAAAGCAGCAGCUCCUAAGAAGCCACGAGCUUCUCCUUCUCAUCCUCCUUACGAAGAAAUGAUCAAGGAUGCAAUCGUUACUUUGAAAGAGAAGACAGGUUCAAGCCAGUACGCCAUUGGUAAAUUCAUUGAAGAUAAACAGAAGCAUCUUCCUGGAAAUUUUAAGAAGCUUUUGCUUUUCCAUUUGAAGAAAGUUGUGGCUGCUGGGAAGCUGAUUAAGGUUAAGAAUUCGUUUAAACUUCCAGCGGCUAGGUCUUCGAAGCCGAGUACAUAUGCUUCUGCUCUGGUUAAGAAGAAGCCAGCGACUACUAGGGCGAAGUCUAAACCUGGUUCGAAGCCGAAGCAAGGGAAGAGUACAAAACCAGCAUCCAAAGCUCCAGCAAAGAAAAAAACUGCUUCUAAGACAAAGACUAAACCAGCGGCUAAACCCAAGGCUGCUUCUAAGGCUAAGUCUACUACAACAAAGACAAAGGCGGUGGCAACAUUGAAGCCGAAGACUACUGCCGCUACCAAGUCAAAAGCUGUAGCCAAACCUAAGCCCAAGCCUAAGGAGAAGCCGGCUAAGGUUGCCAGGACUUCAACAAGGACGUCUCCUGGCAAGAGGGCGGCUGCCCCUAAGCCUUCUCCGAAGAAGGCUCCCGCGCCCAAAAGGGCUCCGGCGAAGAGCGUAAAGUCACCGGCGAAGAAAGCCAGGUCGAAGAGAGGAAAGAAAUGAGAGAAAAAGGAUGAGAGGCUAGUCAAUCAAGGGGUGGUUUUGUAAAUUCGAGUGAAGUUGGUGGGUGUAUUUGGGUCCAUGUAUACCCAUUAAAAUAGGACAUCGGAUCUUAGUCUUUUCUUUUUUAAACUUUUCUUUGACUUUUUUUUUUUUUUUUUUUUUUCUGGAGGUUGAAUUUUUAAUUUCGUUAGUGGUUGUUGAAACAGUUUUUAGAUGUAAUUUUUAGUUGAACGGAUUACGAGAUAACAUCAGGGCUCUGAUAUAUAUUUUUUAAUUUU